UUUAUUAUUUAAUCACAUCAAAACUGUCACUUUGACUUUACGAACUUGACAUUUCUUUUUGGGGUUAGAAAUUUUCGUCUGGAACUACUCAGAGGAAGCUUGGAAUUUGAUUCAGCUUUGCACUGUCGGAAAAUUACAUAAUUAUCGAAGAAAACUUCUAACUCAACAUGUCGCAAGCUCCAGUACGUGUUUCUCCACUUAUUAAAUUUGCUAGAUGGUCACUACUGAUAACUGGUAUUGGUUAUGGUGCAAUAAACCAAAGUAGGUUGUCCUCGAAAGAAGCCAAAAUUCGUGUGAUCGAAAAUCAGCAAAAGGCAAUUCGUGAUGCUAAAUUGGCUGAAGAGAAGAAAAUCAGUGCAGAACGGGAGAUUAAAGCUCUUGAAAUGCUUGCUGGUAUAAAAUCAUAAUUCUUUCACAUUUUGAAAGAUUUAUAGUUUUAGAAAAAUGUCAAGUUAAAAGUUUAUUCGCAAUUUUUCAAUAACAAACGAGUCAGUGCAGUGUAUGCAGUUAUUACAAAAUUUAUUUUCAAUAUUUUUUGCAAAGCAUCGUCGCAAUGAAAUGUGUAUCAAAAAGUUGCUUAAAAAUGUAAAAUUUCAAUAAACAUUAAUUUUAAAAUAAAA
Teleopsis dalmanni is the source of this 620-nucleotide messenger RNA. Its product is annotated as ATP synthase subunit e, mitochondrial-like. The transcript has 2 exons. The coding region runs from base 168 to 407 and encodes 79 amino acids. Gene Ontology annotation, biological process: proton motive force-driven ATP synthesis. The record is from RefSeq and is a predicted model, not a curated record. Gene Ontology annotation, molecular function: proton transmembrane transporter activity. NCBI's taxonomy places the organism in Eukaryota, Metazoa, Arthropoda, Insecta, Diptera, Diopsidae.